AUUUUCAGAGUAAAGUCAAAAUAUUUUUACACUUUUCUGGCAGCUUUGUUUUUAGUUGAAAUAUGAUAAGUCUUUUGACUAAUGGUGACCGGUCUGAUUGGUGCAGGUGGCAGGAGCUGAGACCAACACAAUAAAGACCAGGCCUGUUUGUAAUAAAGUCACAAAUCCAACAUUAUUUCUUAUUUAGAAUCGGGCAUGAUUUGAAGAGCUUCAUCAAUUCAGAAAAAUACAACAUUGUGUGUUGUUUUUCCUGUUUGAGUCGUGUCGUGAGUAAUGAACAUCAUGUUUAGGUGUCAAACAGGAUGUCAGCAGGGACGGAAAACGGCAAAACACUUCAUGUCUCACAGUUAAAACGUCGUUGCAGCCUUCUGCUGCACAUGUGGCGGAGCUGUAAGAAACAAGCGAAAGAACAAAAAACCCCAACGAUAACGGCUCCAUGCAGUUUGUCCGGCAUAAUUAAAGUCUCUGGAAGCCCAGAAAAGAUUUUACUUGUUUAGAUUGCAUGUUUUGAACUCCACUUCGGAAGUGCUACUGCUCGAAGCUAAGCCGCUACAGUGAAGAGUUUGUCUUACUGAAGGGUGUAAAUAAUGUCUUAAAUUCUUCAGUGGUUUGGCAAAAUCGUCACAGCACAUCAGCGUGGGGUGGAGGAGGCGGCUAACUGAAUUUUCACUUUUGGGUGAACUGUUCAAUUCAGUUCAGUUUAUUUAUAUAGCGCCAAUUCACAACAAAAGUUAUCUCAUGACAAUUUUCCAGUUAGAGCAGGUCGAGACCAAACUCUUCAGUUUGGGUGAACUGUUCCUUUGAACAUCUGUGGAAUUUUACUGACAGCUGCUCAUUCAUCUUCUCUUCUGCUCUUUCACAACAGUCAGACUGGCCGAGGAAACCACAGACGGGGGAGUUUUGCACUUUCUUCUUGGUUGGCAGGACUCUUGCCAUUUGAAAAGUGCGACGAUCUUUAAACCAAUUAUGACUCAUUUUUCAAUUUCUUUUAUUAGCUGAGGAACCUUUGACUUCAUUCUGCCUCCAUUCAAAUGAAUAAAUCAGAAAAGCCUCAUAUGAACAGGGUACUGAACUGAACACGUUACAACAGCAGCCUUUUCAGUUUCAGUCUUUUUUUGUGACUUAAAAUGGACUUCAGCACCUGAUAAUUGUGAAUGAUCUCAUUAUAGUUGUUUAGCUGUAGCCUAUUUUUACACUGGUAUCGUUUUAUAAGUUGACCUGGCCUCAAUGGAAAGUUCUCGUAUCUAAUUAUGUCUGAAACACACCACUGGUGACCUAACUGGCAGCAGCCAGUCAGAGGCCAAGUUAGGAGCUUUUUGUGAUUACAUGAAUGAAUAUAAAUGACAGCUCACAGAAAAAACUGAAACCCAUGCGAGCGACGUUCCUAAACAUCACGGGACGAGCCUCACUCACUGUGAACGCACUUCUGCUUUGUCUCAGAGAUCAGACCAGCAGGCAGUCAAACCUGGUUGGAUUGAAUCAUGGGUAACGUGGCGACUUUGGUUAAGAACUUUUCUCAAUUCCCGAAGAGACACAAGAGUUAUGAGCUCUGGAGGAAUGAACCAGAGGUGGUGCAGGAGGCCCAGCUCCUGUCAGAGCUGUUGGAGCUGCAGGAGGUGGAGCUGUGGAGGGUCCACUGGUGUCUCAGUAAGGACCUCCAGCAGGAGUUCCCCCCGAUCCCCCGACAUUGGUUCCGGUUUGCUGAUGCCCAGAAAACAGCCAAAAUAAUGCUGAGGUGUUACCAUGAGGAAGGGGCGCUGAUGAUGUUAGAAGCGGCCCUGACUGCAAUCAACUACGGUGGUUACGUGCACCACCUCCACCACCAUGUUGAGCCGCCAAUUCCUAGACUGCCUCCAACAUAUGUUCCAGACUUUGUGAAAACUCAGCGCAGGAAUCUGAUCCGCAGGAUUCAGUGGCUGGAUGCCAUUUUUGACACCUUGCAGGACUACGGGAUCCUGAAUGCUGCAAACAGAGAGGCUAUCAACAUCUAUGGAGUCCACAAGGAGAAGAACCGGGCUCUGGUGGACCUGGUCCUGAAAAAGGGGGGCGAAGCACAGGAGGUGUUCCACAAGGUCCUCAGCCAAUCGGAGCCAUUCUUACUGCAAGAGCUGGAAGACGAUCGAAUCACGGAGAAGGAUCCCUCAGAGUCAUCUUUCCUCAUAGAGAUGUUGGACCUUCUGGUCUCAGACGAGCUCAGAUCUUUCCAGUGGUUGGUCAGUCAUCUCAUGGCUGGAGACGGCCGCCCUCCUGUCGGUGUAGAGCAGCUACAGCAUGCAGACAGGCCAACGACGGAGAGAAUUCUGAGAAAACAUUUUGGACCAAAACAAGUGGAAAGCGUCGCCAUGAACAUCCUGCUGAAGAUCGUCCCAACGCUCAGUGUCUGUCUGCGAGGAGAAACAGUGACAUCACAGAGGUCGUCCGAUAUCACAGGGGAGACAAACUUGAACCCGACAGUGGUCGACAUUACGCCUCAAGUCUCUGAGGAUGGCGGCAAGUUCAGGUUGCGUUGCCAGCAGCCCGGCGUUUACCGCUGCAGUCUGACUGGUCUGCUGUUGGAGGGCGUUGGUGAUGUGGUCUACCAAAUGGUUCCUUGGGACCUGGACUUCCUGUCCUCCAAAGGUCUGAGGCCGGCUGGACCGCUGUUCAGAUUCACCCUGCUGACAGGAAUUUUCCACCGACUCCACCUGCCGCACUGCCAGCUGCUCUCAGGUGACGGUCAGCACUUCCUGUCUGUAGCUCACGUCACUGGAGACAGCGUCGACUUCAUCACACCUGGUCAGGUGACAGACAGCCACGUGAUCAUCAGCGUCUCCGGCUUCUCGUGUUUCGGUCUUCUGACACGGGCGUCGUCCAACGAUGCCAUCGGUGGCCUCGUGCUGCCAUUCUACCAGCCCAGCCAUCACUCGUUGUUUGUCCUGCUGCUGCCCAGGAACAUCUGUCUCACGAAGGUGAUAAAGGAGUGGAAGCAACGGAGUAACGCAGAGUAUGUGGAAACAAUAGCCAACUGUGAGCUGAUCCCAAAUCAGAUGUACAAACUGAGCGUGCAGCCCGACGCGUUGGUCCACCCACAGAGCUCAAAAUUUGUGAACUUCAGCGACUACAACAACUUCCUGGCGUCAUUUCAUGUGCAGCUGGCAGCCGAUGUCAACAUGGUGGAGCUCCACCUGAGGAGUCACGAGCCUCCGCAGCAUGUGAUUGGCUGGCUGUUUGGUUCCACAGAGUCCGUGGUGUGGAACCAGCACAUCAUACUGAAAGCUGCAGCCUCCAGUCCCAGUACAGAAGUAUGCGCCUCAGAGUCCACGGAGGUGACCACGCUGCUGCUCAACACGCUGAACUCGCUCGGGCAGGAGGACUUUCAAACCUUCAAGCAUCGUCUGCGUCUGCAGCCUGAUCCGAUCCCCAACUGCCGGCUGGAGGCAGCAGAAAGAACCAAGACUGUGGACUUGAUGGUUCAGCAGUACCACACUGAGGGGGCCAAGAACAUCGCAGAGAACAUCCUGAGGAAGAUGAAGUACAACCAGCUGGCUGAUGUCCUGCACAGGAGAUGACUGAUCUGAAAGCGUAGAAAGAAUGGCUGUCCAGUUUCUGAGUCACUGUUUUCAAACUCAGGAUCCUGUAUGUAAACAGGAUGUGAACCUCCAAGGCUUCAUCCUCGGCUGAGCUGUAACCAUAGUUAGCCUGGUUAGCGAGCCCGUUGUCUGCGAGUAGAUGGAUGUUUAUUAUUUAAUUCUACUUCAUCUCGGCUCAGCAUUUGACAAAGAUGAAAAGCAGGUUGGCGUCAGGGAUACUGCUCGAGGCUCGUUUAAAUCUCACGCAGAGGCAUGUGAUUUGUGUUGUUCCCAGAAGUACGUAUGAAUAUUUAUGAUAAAUUAUUAUUGUCUCUAUCAGACUUUUAUUUUUUCCACCUUUUCUAUUUAUGUUUACUCCAAUUAUUAUUUAUUGUUCAUGUAUGAAAAAAAUCCUAAAUUCCUUUUCACAUUUUUAAUUUGACAGAAUAAUGUGAUUAAUUUACUAUUUUAACUGAAUUUUUAAUGUAAUUGUGUGAUUUUUAAAAUAAAACAAGAACAAGAAUCUUCAUUUCAUAACACACUUAUUUCCUUUUUAAUUUUCCCCAAAAAUAUGUGAAGAUCAACAUGAAGAGAAACACAAACUUUGCAGGAGUCUUGUUAAUCAGACACCUCCCCAGCUUCACUUUUCACACAGAACAGAUGGGACAGUGAACGCCUCACAGAAACAAACAGGUGAGAAGGAAGACGUGGACUGAACCUGUGGAGACUCACCUGGUCUCACCUGGUUUAACACAGAUGCAGGAAAGCUUCCUCUCUGUUUUAUCCACAGGAAACGCUUUUCUCUGCAUGUCUGAGAGGAAACAUUUUUUUCCUAGGAUGAUGAAGGCAAGUAAUGACUAUUUAAAGAGCGGAAUCAACAAGAAGAAAGACAGAUUUUUGACUUGAGGGGGACUUUAAAGAUCAUCCUUGGGUUACUAAUGUCUAAUUGGGAUUUCCAUGUUUUUAAAGACAAAUCUUUUAAUUAAUCCGUUAAUUUAACUAAUGCA
Molecule: messenger RNA, 4555 nt
Organism: Scatophagus argus
Lineage: Eukaryota; Metazoa; Chordata; Actinopteri; Scatophagidae
Exons: 11
Coding region: 1482-3548 (688 amino acids)
Biological process (GO): regulation of apoptotic process
Source: RefSeq, a predicted model, not a curated record